AUGAAGUACUGCUCGACCAUCUGUCAAGAACGCGACAUCAUGCAGCACGACAUACUCUGCGGCAGUUUUGAAAAUUUCAAAGAGCGCUCCAGUCCCAAUCACUUCCGCGCCAUCUACUCCCCCAUCGACUCAUUCUAUCCACGCUUCAUCUGGCUGCGCAUGACGGGCACGCGCGGCUCGCACAAUGUAGACGCAGCCGAUAUAUCACAGUAUCUAACUGGAGUCCGAUCUGCCCGCAUCCACACCUCAUCGCAUUACGGCAUUACUCCAGAGCGCGACUACGAGACCACGAUCGUAGUUCAGCACGAUGAGAACUUGUUUGGCGGCGGCCAGCCACUUAACCUGUGUCUUUCCUUCCUGCUUGGCAUUUGGCCACUUCGCUGGCGUGGGGCGUAUGUGGCUCAUGCAUACAAGUACACUGCAAUGCCGGACCCGUCUGAUUAUGAUGAUACUGAUGCGAAGGAGAUUGACGUUCCCAUUCUGAUUGCCUUGGAUCUGGAUACAACAAGCUUGGGUCCUUUAGUAGCGAAAUUUUGGGACAUGAGGAUAAAUGGGUACAGUUUGACCUGA
Molecule: messenger RNA, 570 nt
Organism: Bipolaris zeicola 26-R-13
Lineage: Eukaryota; Fungi; Ascomycota; Dothideomycetes; Pleosporales; Pleosporaceae
Exons: 1
Coding region: 1-570 (189 amino acids)
Source: RefSeq, a predicted model, not a curated record